AUGGAACGCACGCUGCUCGUGGUCGAGUGCCAAGCCAACCUCAACUGGUAUGAGAUCUUCGCCGGCGCCAAACUACACGGCGAGGAGCUGAAGGUGGAGCAGGCCGAGUGGGACGACAUCAGCGUGAUCUCCUAUAGCGACGCGGGCGUGGUGGCCACCCUCCGCCGCGCGGCCAAGCCACUCAAGGACACCCCGCAGACCACCGACCGCACCAUCACCGUCGACUUUGUUCUCCUGCGCAGCGUCACUCGAGGAAUCAAGAUCCAGGGCCAGGACAGCCGCAACAAGCUGUUCGCGAUGAUGCACGCCGGCCUCGGCAGCGUGAACUCGCUCCUGAGCGCGUACAUGUGCCUCGAGCGGCCCACCGUCUUCGGCGAGCUGCGCAAGAUCCAAAAGCGGCUGGGCAAGGACAACUUCCCCGUGAUCGAGCAGACCCUGUACGGCAACCACAGGGAGAUGCUGAUCACGCCCGACUUCCCGAUCGUCGGCAAGGUCGGCCACGCGCACGCCGGCUACGGCAAGGCGAAGCUGAACGACAGCGAAGCGUUCGCGGACUUCCGCUCUCUCUGCGCUCUUCACGGCGAUUACGUGACUGUCGAGCCGUUCAUCGAUUGGGACUGGGACGGCCGCAUCCAGAAGAUCGGCCCCUACUACCGCGUGUUCAAGCGCGUGUCGAUGAACUGGAAGGGCAACGUCGGCAACAUGUCCAUGAUCGAGGACAUCGAGAUGACGCCCCGGUACCAGAGGUGGAUCGACGAAUGCGCGCAGCUCGACUUUGUCCACAGCAAGACCGAUGACAAGGAGUACAUCCUGGAGCUCAACGACACCGCCAUCGGACUUGUCCACGAGCACGAGCUGGAAGAUAUGGGCCAAAUGCGCGAUAUCGCCCAGCCCCGCUGUCGCCGCCGCGCCGCCCAAGGAGGAAGAGCCUCAGCCCAAGAAGGAGAAGAAGACCAACAAGAAGGAGAAGAAAGAAAAGAAGGAGAAAAGGAAAAGAAGGCCCACAAGAAGGCCGCCAGCCAGGAGGCCGAGCCCGAGGCCGAGCCCGAACCAGCGGCAAAGAGCGAAAGCGACGAAAAGAAAAAGGAAAAGACGGACAAAAAAGGAAAGGAAAAGGCGGUUGGUCAAGAAGAAGGAAAGGAGGAGGAAGAAGAGGAGGGAGCGGCCCUGUACAGGGUGAAGCUGCUGGAGGAGAAGGUGGCCAUGCUGGAACUGGCGCUCGCGCGGGAGAAGGAGAAGAGUACCGCCAAGGACCACAAGAAGGGCAAGAAGGGGAGCUCGCUCCUCAAGCUACGCAGCUGA
This is a messenger RNA of Acanthamoeba castellanii str. Neff, 1302 nucleotides long. Its product is annotated as Synapsin, ATP binding domain containing protein. The record is from RefSeq and is a predicted model, not a curated record. Gene Ontology annotation, cellular component: synaptic vesicle; synaptic vesicle membrane. Gene Ontology annotation, molecular function: ATP binding. The transcript has 11 exons. The coding region runs from base 1 to 1302 and encodes 433 amino acids. Gene Ontology annotation, biological process: neurotransmitter secretion. NCBI's taxonomy places the organism in Eukaryota, Discosea, Longamoebia, Acanthamoebidae.